Molecule: messenger RNA, 684 nt
Organism: Ipomoea nil (Japanese morning glory)
Lineage: Eukaryota; Viridiplantae; Streptophyta; Magnoliopsida; Solanales; Convolvulaceae
Exons: 2
Coding region: 1-684 (227 amino acids)
Source: RefSeq, a predicted model, not a curated record
AUGCGAGCCAUAGCUGACGAUCUUGCCUUGGCUCAGUGUCCGGUGUCUGAGGAAGAUUUGCUCGUGUACAUUCUGACUCAGCUAGGAGAGGAGUACAACUCCAUUAUUUCUGCAAUCCGCAUUCGUGAAAAACGUCUCUCGUUGGGUGAGUUAGCCGAUGUCCUAACAGACCAUGAACGUCAAUUGAAGGACGCAGAUGAUUCACGCCAGUUGUUAGCAACUGCCGAUGCUACCCAGCGGACUUCGUCCCUUCGGAACAACCGACAAUUGAACUUCAAUCGAAAUGCCCGUACCAAUACUAACAACUACGGAGCCAACAGAUUGACUUGGCAACAAGGCGGCACUAAUCGGCCCACUGUUAGCUGCAAGUUUUGUAACUUUGCAGGUCAUGAAACGAAAGUUUGCCGCAAGCUUGCUAGGUUCCUGAAAGAGCAUAACAUCCUCACCGCCCAGAUGCCGCCUAUAGUCCAGUCCGCGCAGGAUCUUCAAACCGGGACUACGCUACUGAAGGGAGUGAACAAUAAUGAUGUCCACUAUGGACCUGUUGCUUCUCACCCAAUUGUACACACUACGCAAUUGUCCUCUCUGUCUCAAUGGCACCAACAGUUUGGCCAUCCGUCCAAUAGGCUGUUGCAACACUAUAAUGUUCCAGUUUUUAUGUCAUCUCUGCGACAAUUCUACUAA